Messenger RNA from Gryllus bimaculatus (two-spotted cricket), 408 nucleotides. The record is from the annotation of a GenBank genome assembly. Lineage: Eukaryota; Metazoa; Arthropoda; Insecta; Orthoptera; Gryllidae.
AUGUUAAAGGGUCUUGAACCAGACAUGAAGAUCGUUAUGGAUGCUCAAAGAUGGUUUCCUGGGGCAGGCUGGAAGACAUUUUAUCCCCUUGAGGAAACAGAUAUUUGUGAGAACGCAUGUGAACAUUUUCCAGAAUUCAUGAGCGGAGUUUUCGAAGCCAUGGGUCUCACAGCAGACAAAGAAAAUCUAGCAAACACUUGCCCCAUACCUGCAGGAGAGUACAUAAGCAAACCUAUGAAAGUCAAGUACCAAUUUUCUAAAUUCCCAGAACUGCCUUAUGGAGAAGCUCGAGGUAUACUUAGUUUCAUGGAUGGUGAUGAAAGAACAAUUUGCCUAAUUGUGGGUGGUGAGGUAGUCCCAGAGGAUUCAGCCAAAGGAAUUGAUAUUGACGACAGCAAAUGGAAUUGA